This is a messenger RNA of Motacilla alba alba, 4063 nucleotides long. It is a transcript of the gene PLK3, whose product is annotated as polo like kinase 3. Gene Ontology annotation, biological process: regulation of cytokinesis; DNA damage response; Golgi disassembly. The record is from RefSeq and is a predicted model, not a curated record. The transcript has 15 exons. The coding region runs from base 842 to 2779 and encodes 645 amino acids. Lineage: Eukaryota; Metazoa; Chordata; Aves; Passeriformes; Motacillidae. Gene Ontology annotation, cellular component: nucleus; spindle pole; cytoplasm. Gene Ontology annotation, molecular function: protein binding; protein serine/threonine kinase activity; ATP binding.
CACGGCCAUCGGGGAGCAGCACCGCUGUGGCGCCGCUGCGCACCCCACCGAGCAGAGCAGAGCAGAGCCCAGGCACCGAGGGGCCAGGAUGGUGGAUCCCAUCAUCCCCGCAUCUUCCGCUGUUCCCGGUGCGCCCAGCGCCCCACCCGUGACCCCCUUUGCCGGGCCCUGGCACAGAGGGAACGGCCCGUGGGGAGUGUGCGCCUGCAUCCAAGUUUGUCAUGAGGGAGGGAGGGCAGGUCACGCCCGCAGGGGCUGUGAGAGCUCUGCCUGGGCCACAAGCUUCCCAUGGGAAGGAGGCCAGGUGAGGAACCCAGGUGGUCGUGUGACACACACUGGUAACACCUGUGAGGGGAAACACGCCGUGAGUGGGUGUUUUGUGUGUGUGUGUGUAUGUACAGAUGUGCACGGCAGGGGGCUGUGGAUGUCCCGGGAGACAGGCGAGGCAGCUCUGCCUGUUUGUGGGGUCUCGGCGUGACCGUAGGAAAACCCUGAGUCAAGAGCAGGUUGUCCCUGUCCCUAGAAGGGAGAUGCAGCUACUGGGGGGACAUCGCUGCGUGUGCAGGGCGGGGCCCCUGUGCCGGGGCUUCACCCGCGGUGUCCCGGCUGACAGAAGGCUGCCGGCGCAUUCCCGGAAUCCCGAAACCCCGCCCCCUCCCCGUGCUGCGGCCCCUUUAAGGGCGGCACGGGGCCGCCCGGGGGCGGAGCUCCGCGGGUGACGUCACCGCGGCCCUUGAUAAAGGCGGCGGGAUUCCCGGGGCGGCAGCGGCGGCGCGCGCCGGCGGGGCCACGUGCGCGGGGCGCGGCGGAGCCCCGGAGCCUGCUCGCCUCCCGCGCCGCCAUGGAGCCCGCCGGCCUCUUCCCUCCUUUCCCCGCCGCCGCCGCCGCCCUCCCCGCGCGGCCCCCGCCCGCCCCGGCGCCACCGCCCCGCGCGGCCGAGACCACCCGCAUCAUCACCGACCCGGUCUCCGGCCGCUCCUACUGCAAGGGCCGCCUGCUGGGAAAGGGUGGGUUUGCACGAUGCUAUGAAAUGACAGACCUCUCCAGCAACAAAACCUAUGCCGUGAAGGUCAUUCCUCACAGCAGGGUGGCUAAGCCUCACCAGCGUGAGAAGAUCACCAAUGAGAUCGAGCUGCAUCGGGACUUGCACCAUAAGCACAUUGUCAAGUUCUCCCACUACUUUGAGGACUCGGAGAGCAUUUACAUCUUCCUGGAGCACUGCAGUAGGAAGUCCCUGGCCCACAUCUGGAAGGCCCGUCAUACUCUGCUGGAGCCCGAAGUGCGUUAUUACCUCAAACAGAUCAUCUCAGGCUUGAAAUACCUUCACCUCAAGGGCAUCCUGCAUAGAGACCUCAAGCUUGGCAACUUCUUCAUCAAUGAAAACAUGGAGCUGAAAGUGGGGGACUUCGGGCUGGCUGCUUGCCAGGAUGUCUCUGACCAGAAGAAAAAGACAAUAUGUGGGACCCCCAACUACCUGGCCCCAGAAGUGCUGCUGAGACAGGGCCACGGGCCAGAGUCAGACGUGUGGUCUCUGGGCUGUGUCAUGUACACCCUGCUGUGUGGGAACCCUCCCUUUGAGACCUCUGACCUCAAGGAGACCUACAGGUGUAUCAAGCAAGUGGAAUACACCCUCCCCGUCUUCCUCUCCCUGCCUGCCAAGCACCUCAUCACUGGCAUCCUCAGACGCAACCCCCAGGACCGCCUCACCCUCGAUGAGAUUUUGGACCACGAGUUCUUCAAGGGCUACACGCCUGAGAAACUCCCUCCCAGCAGCUGUGUGAUGGCUCCAGAGCUGAGUCCCCCAAAUCCUGCAAAAACUCUGUUUGCUAAAGUCACCAAGACGCUCUUUGGGAAGAAGAAACCCAAGGCCAAGAGGGGCUCUUCAGAGGACAAGGAUGACAUCUCCAAGCUGGUUACUGGGCUGAUGAAGACCUCAAUCUGUCGGCAGAUCAGCUAUAAAACCGUGGAAGGGAAUGAGGCCACUCCUGCAUCGUGCCGCAGUGCCAGCUCCAGCCCCGUGGAGACAGUGGUGGAGGAGACAUCUCACAAGUCUGCGUCUCCCUCCAUCCGGGGAACAAUGGCCAGCAGCUGUGAAGCCUUUGAAGAUUGCGUCACUGCCUCUGCCAUUAUCGAGUCAGCUGUCCGGCUCCUGAGGACCUGCCUCUCCUCCAUGCCUCCAGCGGAGAAAAACCCAGCUUCGCUGGCCCGCCACGAGCACUUUGUCUGGGUGAGCAAGUGGGUGGAUUAUUCCAACAAGUAUGGCUUCGGCUACCAGCUCUCCAACCGCAGCAUUGGGGUCCUCUUCAACAAUGGCACGCACAUGACGCUUUCACCCAACCACAGGACUGUACAUUACAACCCGACCAACAGCAAACACCUGGUGUUCUCUGUGUCUGCCAUCCCCGAGCAGCUGCAGGGACAGAUGAGUGUCCUGCGCUACUUUGCGUCCUACAUGGAGCAGCAUCUCAUGAAGGGAGGUGACCUGCCCAGCAUAGAUGACCUUGGGCAGCCAGCCCUGCUCCUCCUGCAGUGGGUGAAGACUGACCAAGCCUUGCUCAUGCUCUUCAGCAGUGGCACCCUCCAGGUGAAUUUCUACAAUGACCACACCAAGGUGAUCAUUAGCAAGCCUGACCACUCCUGCCUUGUCACCUACAUCAACCGGGAGCGCAACUCUUACACUUACAAGCUGUGCAGCAUCCAGGAGCUGGGCUGCUCUCCUGAGCUCCAUCACCGCCUCAGAUACAUCCUCAAGCUUCUCCAAGAAUGGGCUGAGGCCUAGCCUGGGACCUUGGGGGAUGCUGUCUGGACUUGGAGGUUUCCCCCUGCCCUCCCAUGGGAUGGGAGGGAUGAUGUGGUGCUGGCUAUCCCCCUGGGCACUGUGUAUCCUGGUGCUCAGCUGGACUCUGGACUAAGACAUGUGGAUGUGGUUACAGCAGUGGAUCUGGAGAUCCUUGCUGCUCCCUGGCUCUGGGCAAUCGCUGUCUUCCCACUGGCAGCUCCUGCGCUGAUGGUGCUGGUCCUGAUGGAAUGGACUGGGGUGUUACAAGGAGGUGGUGGUGGGUGAGUGUCCUGCAGCUGGGUUUGGGGCUGGCUGGGCCUUGUUUGAGGCUGGCAACUACUUGUGGUGGAGGCUCAGGCUCCCCUGCCCCAGCUGAUGCAUCAAUUGCAUAGACCCUCUGCAUGGCCUGGAGCUGGCUGCCACAGCCUUGAUCUCAAACUUUAGGUGCUGUAGGAUAGGAAAACCCCUUCCCAGGAGUGGGCAGGGGUGAAGGGUGCUGCCUGCCCUGCCAGGGGCUCUGUGGGCUGGUGUGUUGCCACUCCACAACUGUUACACUAAGGAGGGAGCUGUGCUGGGCCCAGCUGUGCCCAGUCUUUUCCCAAAUUGUGAAUUGUCUGGUACAACCUGAGGUUUGAUAAAGGGUGGGGGAUGGGAUCUGAGGACUUGCCUGGAGAAGCCCUCAUUUUGUUGGGACCCAGGGUUGUUUCUUAUUUCAAGGCAGUUUCUGCCACGUGGGACUAUUUAUGUAUCUUAUUUAUAUGGAAUUAUUUAUUUUCUUGUUGGUCUGUCCAUGUGCAGUUCCCCUCUCCCUGCCUCACCUCAAUAAAAACUUAUUUGUGUAAGGGCAAACUAUGUCUGCCUUAUUUGAAACUGGAGUGAAAAGGAGCUUUCAGCAUCAUUCUCGCUUCAGAGCUGCUUCUGCCUGUUGGGGAUGACCUUUCUUGCCACUGACUGCUGCUGGAGGAUAAGGUCAGGGAGGCAGGAUGGCUAUGAAGAGCCCCUGUGGUCCUCCAGUGCUUUCAUGGGACUGGCACAAAGGGCAGAGUUAGCUCUUGCUUAUGCUGGUGGAGCCUUGGAGCUGCCUCAACUUCUCCUUGCUGCUGCCAAAUGCAUUCCCAGUCCUUUCUGCACUUGGACCCAACCCAGCUGCUCUCCUGACUCUGCUGAGCUGCAGAAGGCAGGAGCUAUGACCCAGGUGGUGGAGGGGUUGCCUGGGCCCUUGCACUGACAUCUUGUGCGAUGGGAUAUGAGCUGGGCAUGAAGCCAGGAAAGCGCUCUGUGAGC